UCCUACUAAAAUUUAACAUUUUAGCGUUUUGUUUUAAUUAAUUAAAUAAAAUUGAUAAAAGAACACUUUUGCUGAAAGUAAGAUUUUUUUGCAAGACAUUGUUCUCAAAUAUCCAGCUGUUAAUGAAUUGAAUUUAUUCCGAAGAACACAGUGGGUAAAGGUUAAAUUAUCAAGAUGUUUGCAACAAAAUCAUUGAGAGGAGCAGUGAUGUUUCCUAAAAAUAGAUUGAUGCGGAUGAAAGACCUACAGAAACGUUACACAGCAAAUAGAUAUUUCAAGACAUUGACACAAGAGCAGCCAGUUACCACAUUGUUAAAGAGACAAUAUUCCAUUCCCAAGUCUAAACAAGCGUUGAAUGUUUGUUCUUGGUGUAAACACAAUCAUGGGCAGUUUAUCCCACAGAUGUUGAGAAAUACAAGGAAUCAUCUCCUUCUAUCAAGCAGUAUAAAAGAUAAUGCAUUAUCAAAAAAUUCUUUGAAUAGACUUUACCGAAGUAUGCAAAUGAUGGGCUAUCACGCAAGAGGUUAUGCAACACAGGCAGACAUAACAACAAAAGUAUCAGUGUCAAAGCCAAUACCAUCAAGACGUGUUGCUAGGAAGAAACAGACUGUUGAUGAUGGUUUUCAUCAUAUGAAUGUAAUGUGUUAUGCAGUGGGGGAUGAACUGAACUUGACGGCUCUGAGGAAUGAGAUAAUUUCGGGAGGAGUGUAUGAUAUUGUACACCUUCCUAGAGAUAUAAUAGAAGGGAUAAUGAUAACAGCUAAAUACCAGGUCAACGGCCAACCAAGAGAAGCUUUCUUCUUCAGGGAUGGCGGUGUUGCACUUUGGCACAUGUCAGAAUCUGAGGUAAGCCAUAUGGUUAAGCUUAUAUGAUGAAUAUUUUAGGUAACA
Molecule: messenger RNA, 891 nt
Organism: Ruditapes philippinarum (Manila clam)
Lineage: Eukaryota; Metazoa; Mollusca; Bivalvia; Venerida; Veneridae
Exons: 5
Coding region: 175-873 (232 amino acids)
Source: RefSeq, a predicted model, not a curated record